AUGGCGGACAAGGAGGCCACCGUCUACAUUGUCGAUCUCGGCAUCACUAUGAGCGAGUGUUGUGGCGGCCGCACGGAAUCCAACCUGGACUGGGCCAUGCGCUAUGUCUGGGACAAAAUCAGCACUACGGUAGCUGCUUCGCGCAAGACAUGGACUGUCGGCGUAUUGGGCCUGCGCACCGACGAGACGCGCAAUCCGCUGCAGGGAGAGGAUGGUUAUGAGAACAUCGCCGUCCUGCAAGAAGUCGAACCCAUGAGCCUGACGUCGCUGCGAGCUCUGGGCAGUCGCAUUCAACCCAGUUCUACCAAAACCGGUGAUGCAGUUUCUGCCAUUAUCGUGGCCACAGACAUGAUCAGCAAGGCGGCGCCCAAGCGACUCAAGUUCAAUCGCAAGAUAGUCUUAGUGACCGACGGACUAGGUCCGAUUGACGGCGACGACUUUGACGAUUUGGCCUUUCAGCUAAAUGAAUUGGACAUACAGCUAAUCGUUGUGGGCGUUGAUUUUGACGACGCUGAAUUUGGAUUCAAGGAAGAGAAUAAGCCUCCGCUAAAGAUAUACAAUGAAAACCUUCUUCAGAGCUUGGUUGAAAAGUGUAGCAGGAGCGUGUUUGGCACCAUGGCCGAGGCUAUCAAAGAGAUGGACAGACCGAAUGUAAAGCCUUAUCGGCCGUACAAAACCUACGAUGGGCCCCUGACCCUUGGAAACCCAGAGAGCUACGAGAGUGCUCUAUCGAUUGAAGUAGAACGGUUCUUCUUAACCAAGGUGGCUCGUCCUCCUCCUGCAACUACCGUAGUGGUUAAUACGGAAGCCGAUGGAGCCACUCAAUCAACACCGAUAGAUCCAAUGGGCGGCAUAGAGAUUGGCGGCUCCGACUUCUCCAAGGUUCAAAACACACGCGUGUAUUCAGUCAUCGACCCCAGAGCCCCGGGUGGCAAGCUGGAAGUCGAUUUUGACGAGCUCGAAAAGGGCUAUGAAUACGGCAGGACGGCGGUGCAUAUCAGCGAGACUGACCGCAACAUCACUCAGCUGAAAACACUGAAAGGGCUUUCUAUCGUUGGCUUCAUCAGCCAGGACAAUUACGAACCGUUUCUCAAUAUGGGAGAGAGCUGCAUCAUAUUACCCCGGAAGUUCAGUGAGCAGGACGAAGUCGCAUUCUCUGCGCUUAUCCAUGCAAUGAUCGAAACGAAGACAUACGCCGUCGCCCGGUUUGUUGCCAAGGAUAUGAAGGAGCCGCAGCUGCUGCUCCUCUUCCCAACGGUUGCAGAAAACAUAGUAUGCUUCUACGACGUGCCGCUUCCUUUCGCUGAGGAUGUUCGCACAUAUCCAUUCCCGCCGCUGGACAAGGUUAUAACGGCCACUGGCUCUGUAUUGUCAAAACAUCGACUUCUCCCCGACGACAAACUCAACCAAGCCAUGAGUGAUUAUGUCGAUGCUAUGGAUAUCUCAAUGUUUGGAACAGACGACGAAGGGCAACCUGCUGAAUACGUUGACCUUGCCGAUAACUAUUCGCCUAUUAUAUAUCGCGUCAAUAAGGCACUCGCCUUCCGAGCCGUCCAUCCCGACGAGCCCUUUGUCCAAGUGGACAACGAAUUUGUGACGCGGUUCGAUCAUCCACCGCAAGAGCUCGUGCGUCAGGCGAAGUCGCAGAUAGAGUCCCUGAUCAAAGUAGCCGAUGUGAAGAAAGUGCCACCCAAGGCGAAGGGCAGAGCCUCCCGCAAUGCAGCGGCAAACAAGCCCUUGUCGGGUCUAGACGUCGACGCUCUCCUGGGAACACCUGCCGCCGCCAAAAGCGGGAAAGCCACCAAGAUUUCAAAGGAAAAUGCCAUCCCUGAAUUCAAGCAGGCGCUUGCUGGCACGGUUGACGUCAAGCAGAUUAGUGAUCUUACCGCGCAAAUGGGUGAAGUUGUGCGAUCGCUCAUUACCAGCAGCACGGGCGACAUCCAUUACGCACGAGUGGCCGAAAACAUGCGAGUUAUGCGUGAAGAGCUCAUCAGCCUGGAGGAGCCUGCCUUGUACAAUCAGUUCACAACCGAUCUCAAAGCUCAACUGGUAGCCGAAGAGCUGGGCGGUCCGCGAUUGGAGAUGUGGUGGACAAUUCGGACGUCUGGCCUAGGCCUGAUCACAAAAAGCGAAUCUGACGAAUCCGAUGUCACUGAUGAGGCAGCACGGGAGUUCGUGCGGCAGUUCAAGCCAAAGGAGGUGUAG
Messenger RNA from Grosmannia clavigera kw1407, 2205 nucleotides. RefSeq names its product ku family DNA-binding protein. The record is from RefSeq and is a predicted model, not a curated record. The transcript has 6 exons. Gene Ontology annotation, biological process: double-strand break repair via nonhomologous end joining; DNA recombination; cellular response to gamma radiation. Bases 1 to 2205 code for a protein of 734 amino acids. Gene Ontology annotation, molecular function: telomeric repeat DNA binding; double-stranded DNA binding; damaged DNA binding. NCBI's taxonomy places the organism in Eukaryota, Fungi, Ascomycota, Sordariomycetes, Ophiostomatales, Ophiostomataceae. Gene Ontology annotation, cellular component: nucleus; Ku70:Ku80 complex.